Molecule: messenger RNA, 1921 nt
Organism: Larimichthys crocea (large yellow croaker)
Lineage: Eukaryota; Metazoa; Chordata; Actinopteri; Sciaenidae
Gene: tfap2e
Product: transcription factor AP-2 epsilon
Biological process (GO): regulation of cell population proliferation; anatomical structure development; regulation of transcription by RNA polymerase II
Cellular component (GO): nucleus
Molecular function (GO): DNA-binding transcription factor activity, RNA polymerase II-specific; RNA polymerase II transcription regulatory region sequence-specific DNA binding
Source: RefSeq, a predicted model, not a curated record
CGCGCGUGUAUCCGGCAGCAGCAUUUUCAUGUGUUCGUAAAGAUUUCAGUCAGACAAGAGAUAAGGAAAGUAAAAACACACCUUUGACUUGAAUGGACCGUUGAACACGUCUGGAUUACAUAUUUGGUAACACCUUUGGAAGCCUGCGCCUGCUCACUUUUACAUUUGGGGGCAUUCAGAGUGGUCCAGAUGUUAAUCCACACCUAUUCGGCCAUGGACCGCGCAGACGGACUAAGCGGAUCUUCGCCGAGUGGGCGCCUCUCCCAGCUGUCCUCCCUGAACCAGGCCGCCUACUCCUCUGCUCCCCCGCUCUGCCACACUCCGGCCUCUGACUUCCAGCCUCCGUACUUCCCUCCACCCUAUCCCCAGUCCUCCCUGCCAUACUCCCAGAGUCAGGACUCAGCGUACUCCCACUUGUCAGACCCCUACCCCUCCAUCAACUCCAUCCAUCAGCAUCAACAAGCAGCAUGGCACUCGCAGAGGUCACGCUCCGAGGAGGGGGGACUUCUGUCACAGUCGCACCGGGCUCUGGGCCUCGACCCCCGACGGGAGUAUCCAGCUGUCCCUCGGCUGCUGCACGGUCUCGGUGAAGGUGCGGCCGCUCUCGGGGACGGUCCUCUCGGGAUGCACCUGGGACACCACGGCCUGGAGGAUCUUCAGGGAAUGGAGGAAGGAUCAGCCUUGGGCAUCCACCACUCUGUCAUUAAAAAAGUUCCUAUCCCGUCCAAGCUGAACGGCUCGUCCCUCUCAGCUUUGUCCAUUGGUAAGGAGGGUCUUGGUAUGGGAGCUGUGUCCAACCCGGCUGAGGUCUUCUGUUCGGUCCCGGGUCGCCUCUCGCUGCUCAGCUCCACCUCCAAAUACAAGGUGACGGUCGGGGAGGUGCAGCGACGCCUCUCCCCACCUGAAUGCCUCAACGCUUCCCUGCUGGGUGGAGUCCUCCGCAGGGCAAAGUCAAAGAAUGGUGGCCGCUGUCUGAGAGAGCGUCUGGAGAAGAUUGGCCUCAACCUGCCCGCCGGGCGACGCAAGGCAGCCAACGUCACUCUGCUAACAUCUCUAGUGGAGGGUGAGGCUGUCCAUCUGGCGCGAGACUUUGGUUAUGUGUGUGAGACAGAGUUUCCAGCCAGAGCCACAGCUGAGUAUCUGUGCAGGCAGAGCGAGCCGGACCAGCUCCCAACACGGCGCAGCAUGCUCCUCGCCACCAAGGAGAUCUGUAAGGAGUUUAUGGACUUGAUGUCCCAGGACCGCUCUCCGCUGGGUGGUAGUCGACCCACCCCCUGCCUGGAGCCCGGCGUCCAGGGAAGCCUGACUCACUUCAGCCUGCUCACCCACGGCUUCGGUACACCCGCCAUCUGCGCCGCGCUCUCCGCCUUCCAGAGCUAUCUGAUGGAGGCGAUCAAAAUGCUGGACAAAGGAGAGGGAGGAGGGAAGAGCCACCACGACAAGGAGAUGAAGCACCGCAAAUAAGAGGGAGGACAGACAGACAUGUUGGCGGAUGGAUGAGAGGCAGGAAGGAGGAGAAAAUAGGGUGGGAUAAGACUGACUUGUGCCCCUCUGCGUCUUUACCUCCGCCUUCAGGAUAAAAACUGAGACUCUUACCUCCCAGAAACUCCUGCAGCCCCUCUCGUCGAGGAGGCGGGGUUCAUGAUGAUAUCUGUACUGUAAUGUGUGUCCACAACCACCUCACUCUAAAUGACGCAUGGACCUCUCUUCUCAGUAGCUGGUUUGUGUCAAGAUGGCAUCAACAAAGCAUCUCCUCAGGAUGAGUUCCUUCAUAUGGCUGUAUGCUUUUAUUUAUCCUCCUCCUCCUUCUUUUUCUUCCUCCUCUUCCUCUUCCUCUUCUUUAAAUUCUGAUGAACAUGUCACCAUGAUCUGUGUUCACAAAGCCCUGCCUCCAUCUCUCUCUCUCUCUCCUCUCCUCUUC